CCGGCCCUGGGAGUGGGCCGGCAGGCGGUAGUGGCAGCGGCGUGGGAGUGGGAGACGGUGACCUUGCAGGCAGAGAGGGGCUGCGCCUGCCGCCUCCGUUAGCGGGGAAGCUGGGUGGGGAGACGGCGGAGAUGGUGGAGGACGGCGGCGAGGAGGAGGAGGAAGGAGAAAGCGAGAGCGGGGAGAUGCCGGCAGCCGCCGUGCCCCCACUACAACGCUGCAACGGCUUCCUCCCCGGCAAGGAGGCCGAGGACGGCGAGCGGCCGGCCCCGGCGAGCGACGGGGAACGGGCGGCGGCGGAGGCCGAGGCCGAGGCCAUGCUAGUGGCGGGCGGUGGGCGGCUGGAGACGCGCUUGUCGCGGCGGCGGCUGGCGGUGCUGGCCGUCUUCAGCUGCUACUCGCUGGUGAACGCUUUCCAGUGGAUCCAGUACAGCAUCCUCAGCAACGUCUUCGCCAGCUUCUACGGCGUCUCUUUCACGCAGAUAGACUGGCUGUCUAUAGUCUACAUGGUGGCCUAUGUGCCGCUGAUCCUGCCCGCCACCUGGCUACUAGACACCCGCGGCCUGCGCCUCACCGCCCUGCUGGGCGCCGGCCUCAACGCCCUGGGCGCCUGGCUCAAGUGUGCCAGCCUGGCCCCCGACCGGUACCCCAUCACCCUGGCCGCUCAGACCGUCUGCGCAGUCGCCCAAGUCUUCAUCCUAGGACUACCCUCACGCGUAGCCUCCGUUUGGUUCGGCCCCACCGAGGUCUCUACUGCCUGCGCUGUGGCUGUGCUGGGCAACCAGCUUGGCACUGCAAUUGGCUUUUUGCUGCCACCUGUUUUGGUUCCCAAUACACCUGAUGAUGUCAAUCUGAUGGCACAUAACAUCAGCAUCAUGUUCUAUGGAACAGCAAUAGUGUCCACACUUUUGUUCUUCUUAACAGGAGUUGUGUUUGAAGAAAAGCCCAAGUAUCCUCCUAGUCACUCUCAAGCAGUCCUGCAAACUGUGCCUCCUGAGCAUUACUCCUACAAGCAGUCAAUUCUCAAUUUGUUCAGAAACAUUCCAUUUGUACUCUUGCUGAUCAGUUAUGGUAUUAUGACCGGGGCAUUUUAUUCUGUCUCAACAUUAUUAAACCAGAUGAUAGUAACUCAUUAUAAGGGAGAAGAAGUGAACGCUGGGAGAAUUGGCUUGACACUGGUGGUGGCAGGAAUGGUGGGUUCGAUUAUUUGUGGUUUGUGGCUGGAUUACACUAAGACAUACAAGCAAACUACUUUGAUCGUUUACAUUCUCUCUUUCAUUGGGAUGCUGGUAUUUACCUUCACACUGGACCUUGAAUACCUAAUAGUAGUGUUUGUGACUGGAGGAGUACUUGGGUUCUUCAUGACAGGCUAUCUCCCACUUGGGUUUGAAUUUGCUGUGGAAAUCACAUACCCAGAAUCUGAAGGCACUUCCUCGGGACUCCUUAAUGCAUCAGCACAGAUAUUUGGAAUUGUCUUUACGCUUGUUCAAGGAAAACUCACAACAGACUACAGACCUCUUGCAGGAAACCUCUUUCUUUGUGCUUGGAUUUUUGUGGGCAUUAUCUUAACAGCCUUAAUAAAAUCAGAUUUACGAAGACACAAUGUGAAUUCAGGGAUUAUGAAUUUGGAUGUUAAAGCUGUACCAGUUGAUAGUCCUACAGAACCUGAGAGUACUACAUUAAAAAUUCAGUCAGCUUUAUAAAGCUGGAAGAAGGUGACUUAGAAAUGCACAAGUUUGGUUGGAUACUGAAUGAUGUUAGUGUGAUCACUGAAUUUGUGUGGAUGGGUAGUAAAAUGUAUUUGGUGAUACUGGUGAUAGUUGUGGGGUGGAGGCUAUGAAGAUGGCCAGUUUGUUUUGCCUAAGAUGCAAACCAUUCACCUUUGUAUGGAAUGUUUCUUUUCAUAGUUUUCAAGUUUUACAGUUUCAUUAGUAAAGAGCUGUGUGAAUAUUCUCCAGUCUAAAGAAAACAUCUACCUUCUGGAAGCAUACUUGAACAAGUCUGGAAUCUCAAAGUGCAGUCGGCAUGAUCAAAAGUAUCUUUUCUUCUUUAGCCUUUGCUAGUGCAUUUGAAAACGUAGAGAGCAGGUAGCAACUGAAGGAUAUCCACACGUUCCUUUUUUGUUUUUAAAAGAAAUGUUUCUGUAUUUUUAAUAUAAGCCAAUAGUUCCUUCUGGGAAACUGUUCUAUAGCACAAUACUGAGAACAAGAGAUGACUGCAAACGUGUGUGUUUCACACUGGCAUCUGAUGUUUCCUUUGCCUUGAAACUUCUCGGUAGAUACCAGAAGGCAGGUAAGAGGAAACACUGUCUUCAUUGUAACAUUUCUAGGGAGAUUUAGAGUUUCCCAAUAGAUAAAUAGAAGAAAAAAUACAGUAAAAAGGUGGAGAAAAGUCUUUGGCAUCUCUACUGAGAAGUAUUUACAGGCAAAUGGAAUACUACCAUACAGGUUGCCUCCACAGAAUAUUUUGAGUGCUUUCUCAGUUCAAGUGAGAGGACUACGUGUUUACAAAGAGCUGGUGCCUUUACUUUGUAAAGAAGAUCCUUGCCUCAUCUUGAGUUUAAUCAGUGCUGCUGAAUAAAUUCCAUUUUGUUUGUUAAGCCUCCUCUGAAUGUUUCUGGAGUGUCAGGAAAUGUGUUCUAGUUAGGGGUUUUUUUGCAUUUAUUUAUCUGUGUUAUGCAUUGUAUCAUUUGUCUUGUGUAAUUUUUGUGCUUGUAUAACCUUUGAUUGUUUCUUCUGCAGUUUGGUAAAAGCUGUAAGGAUGACUGACAGAAAAACAGUGAUAUUUCAGUUUGAUACUGUAUUUGCUGUGUAUAUCAUACCUCUUAUCUACAGAAGGAGCAAAGUUCAUUAACAUUUAUGCUGUGUCAUUUCAUUUAUCUGAAGCUGCAAUGUGGAUGUCUCAACUGCAGUGCUUCUGAAAAUAUUCUCCUUUACCUUGUGCUCUAUUUACACACCUACAGAACUGAUAGCACUACCGUAAUGAUGCUCUACUAUUACUGAAAAUUCAGACCUGAGUAAGCUGACUUUUUGCAAACACUUAAACUUUAGUAGUCUUUAAGCUGAGCCUGCAGCCUUGAUAUCAUAGAAUUAUAGAAUGGUUUAGGUUGGAAGGGACCUCAAGGAUCAUCCAAAUCCAACCCCCUGCCAUUGGCAGGGACACCUCCCACUACAAGAAGUUGCUCAAGGCCUUAUCCAACCUGGCUUUGAACACCUCCAGGAAGUGAGCAGCCACAGCCUCCCUGGGCAACCUGUGCCAGUGUCUUGCCACCCUCACUGUAAAAAAAAGUUUUCUAACAUCUAGUUUGAAUCAUCUCUCUGCCACUUUAAACCCAUUACUCCUUGUCCCGUCAUUACAAGAGCUUAUAAUAGUACCUCCCCAGCCCUUCUGUAGGCCCCCUUCAGAUACUGGAAGGCCACUACAAGGUCUUCUCAAAGACUUCUCUUCUCUGGGUUGAAGAGCCUCAACUCUUGUAGCAUGUCCUCAUAGCAGAGCUGUUCCAAUCCCCUGAGCAUCUUUGUGGUCCUCCUCUGGAGUGACUCCAGCAGUUCCAUGUCCUUCUUGUGUUGGGGGCUCCAGAACUGCACACAGACUCCGGAUGGGCCUUCUCUUUUAGUUCCCACAGAUAUCCAGAAGGUAGAAUCCUUGAAAUAUUCCCUGGAUAUGGGGAACUUGUUGAUUUUGAGAUAGUCUUUCAGUAUGAUAAGUACUGUUAAAUGCUUUUCUUCUUAUUAUUUUAUUUACUUAGAUUUAGCCUCUAAGCUUGAUCACCUUGAUUUAAAACGUUGUAUUGCAAAUGGUUCAGACAGUGGGAAGGCUGAAUGACAGUACACAUGCCAGAAUAAGCUAAGCAUGCCUGGAACUCUCACCUUUUCAAAAAGGGUCUGUGUUUCUGCCAGAUUGAGUGCUAGAGAGAAAAGGGAGAGGUGAGGUCUAAGGAAGAGUCUUCUGGUGAGGCAGCUGAAUAUAGGAGAAGUAAUUAUAGCUACUCAAACAGCGCUCAAGAGUAUAGGAAGGAGAUGCUUUCAUUGUGAAGGACUAACAUUUGCUGACUUGCUGUGUUUUAUAAGAUGCCACAUGAAGGGUAUACACAUUUCAAGUUCAAUCAAAGUGAAAUAUCUAUGGUGGGAUUUUCCUUUUGAAAAAAAUGGUAAUAAUGUGCCAAAAUAUGUAUACUCUUCAGCAAGAUAGAGUCCACAGAUAUUUGUGUUUAUGGCCUGGGGUUACUUUGUAUUUCUGCUGCUUCAAAAUCUUAACAAGAUAACAUUGUUGCAGUUUGGGGGGAAUUGUUUUCAAUUGUCCAAUAGAAAGUCUUUGGCAGUAUCCAGAAUGCUUUCUGAGAUAUCCAGGACAUGUUGUUCAAAUUCAAAGACUGGACUUUUCCUUCUUCCUUUUAAAAAAUUACUUAUAGAUUCCUUUCUUCAGUACUGGUUUUCAGUUUCUUUAGUUACAUUGAGCUGAUUGUUGAAAAAAAUAUCCUAGUCUUUCUGGCUCCAUUAAGUUUUUUAUCUUCUGCCAAAUUUCUUGGCUACCCUCUGAAAGCAUCCAAAUAAAGGUUUUGACAUGCUGGAAACCCUGCUGGGUCCCUGAAAAGAAACUAUUCCUAAUAAUGAAGGCUUAAUUAUAUCCUGGAUUUAAUAUUUCCCCUCUAAAAGGACCCUGAAAGUAGGAAACUUGAGAGGUACUUCCAGGCGAUGAAGAAGUGUUUAAAUAGAAGGCUUGGAAGCAAAAUAAUGAGUGAAUAAAGAACAAACCAGUAUUUUAGGCAAUAAUCUUACCACCUGGCUGUCAAGAAACCAAGAUUCAAGCUCAUGGCAGAAAUAAAUUUGUAGGUUUACUUAAUUUUAAUUUUUGUUGAAUAACAUCCACCCAAUCAAGCAUCCAUUGGAAGAAGGGUUUCUGACUCUCUUAGCUCUGCCUUACAGUAAGAGUAGAGGAGAGGGAUAAAAAUUGUAACUGUUAAAAGAGGUAAUUGUUUAAUGAGUGGAAUUGCAUGUCAACUAUGAGAGGAUGGAGUGGGAAGCCAAAGUGAGGAGAGGCAUCCUGAUCCCAUGCUUCAGCUUCUGCUCUCCAAUGUGCUUUCAACUGCUUCAAGAGAACUCUAGAGGAUGUGGCAGAACUCAUGUAAUGGUGAGUGUCAGCAAGCAGGCUGCCUUAAGUUUGCAGAGACCCACCAAGGUAUGUAACUGGUAACUUCUAGCUACCAGAUUUGAGAGAUUAGCCUUGAAACUACUCUAUUUUACCUUGUUUCUUCCAGACCGUGUUAAACUUUUGCUAACUUCAGUGGCAGAGACCCAGAGAAUAUUGACCUUUUUUGUUUAGGAUUCCUAACAUGGCCCUGAAACUCUGAUUUCUGUUGGCUGGGUGUGAAGAUAGAAGACCUGUAAGGCAUAAUCUGGAACUGCUGCAGUCAGGAGCUUCUUCAGCUCAGCAGAAAAGCCUUUCAGAGCAUUUUAUUUUGAGUCCUUGUGUUUAACAGUGUCCCUGUUGCUGAAUGUUCAUGUUUCAUAAGGAAGAAAGAACAAGGGAAGAAUCAUUUCAGGUUAAAUAGGGCUUUCCUAACUUCAUCUUGGUUGUCUCUUUUGCUCAAGACAGUCUGUUGUUUCCGAGAUAGUCACUGGUGUGUCUAAUUAGGGCUGCCAGCCUAUGUUGCCUGAUAAAAAAAUGCCUGUUUAGAAACCAUUGGACUAUCUUGUGCAUCUACAACCAAGUCAAGCUGAGUUAAACUGUAAGCACUUACUGCUUUCAUUUUCCAUUCAGUGCAGUCCUGAGUUUUCCUGUGUGAAUAGACUGUGAAUUUUUUGGUUGCUCUCUUUCAAUACAUGUCUAUACCACAUUCUUGGUGUUACAGGCUAGAAAUGGCCACAGCUAAGUUACUAUAUCCCACGUGAUUUGCCAACCACCACCAUUUGGCCUGAAGUCUGUGACGUGAUUUUAAUGCAUGAACUAGAAUGAUUUAAGCAAAAGAAUACUCCUAAGAGAGAAGAAUUUCCAUGUAAGAUCCCUGUUAUUUACUCCUCAUCUCUUUGUUCUCCUGAAGAUUGCAAAUGUUUUUGCUGUAACAUUUUGGGUUUGUGAGUGCCCCACUCUUAAGGAGAAUAUUAAAAAAUCCUUAUGAAUAUUCUGAUGGCAAUAUUGUACGUAUCUGUAGCUGUGGGUGACAUCAUGCCCUACCAUUAUAUGUUGCUAAUAAAGUGUGCAAUGUGCAAUGUGA
Molecule: messenger RNA, 6214 nt
Organism: Pogoniulus pusillus (Red-fronted tinkerbird)
Lineage: Eukaryota; Metazoa; Chordata; Aves; Piciformes; Lybiidae
Gene: FLVCR1
Product: FLVCR choline and heme transporter 1
Exons: 10
Coding region: 132-1703 (523 amino acids)
Biological process (GO): mitochondrial transport; erythrocyte differentiation; heme export
Cellular component (GO): mitochondrion; membrane
Molecular function (GO): heme transmembrane transporter activity; heme binding
Source: RefSeq, a predicted model, not a curated record